CCUGCCAAAAGUUACUUCAACCUCACCAAGAUGGCCGCUGCGCUAGGCAACUCAGUUCCCUUGUAGUUUUGUCGGAAUUAAGUUAAUCCUUUUCGUUAUGGACAAGAAAAAGAAAACGUUCGACGUGACGGUAGCGUCGUUGGUGGAUCUGAAGGCAGAACUUUAUCGGAAACAGGAGGAGUUCAAGCAGGAUAAACUACUGAAAGAAGCAGGGGCGCCAUUUAAAGCCAAGCCAGUCAACAAGAAGCCGAGUAUCUGGAUCAAGCAAAAUGCAGGUGUUUUAGAUCGGGCUGAGAAGGAUAUAGAAGAAAGUAUUGAAGAACAGAAGACUCUCGAUAAAUCAAAGCAGAGAUUGGAGGAAAAAGCAAAACUUUAUGAACAAAUGACAAAAGGGAACUUGCCAGAUGAAGAAACAGAAAGCAUGUACUUAGUAGAUUUCACACAGAAGAUUUUUGACAAGCAGAAACAGUUGCAGGCUCUACGUGAGAGCGAGGCAGCAAAGAAGACAGCGAAGAGUGAGAAAGAUGAGGAUGCAGUGCCUGAGUCUGAACUUCCACCACCACCGAACCCUGAUGAGGAAUGGAUUGACUAUGUGGAUUCUUUAGGCCGAUCCAGAAGAUGCAUGAAGAAAGAUUUGUCAGGACUACUUGCUAUGGAUAAAGAUCUAAAAGGAUCAAGGCAAGAAGUGGGAGAAAAGACGUUGCUUUCCGAAGACAUGAGAAGGGAGCUUCAGCGGCAGCAGUGGGAAAGAGAGGAAGAGGAGGCCCUGAACAAACCAAUCGGACCCAUGCACUACGAAGACAUCCGGCAAAAUGAGGCUCGAGAACUGGGUGUAGGUUAUUUUGCCUUUGCUCGUGAUGAAAGUGCCAGGAAGAAGCAGAUCGAGACCCUCGACAUGCUGAGAGAACAGACAAUGGAUCAAAGAACCAAACGAGAGAAGCUGAAGGAGAAGCGCAAAGCCAUGUUGAAUGCUAGAUUGGCGAAGGUUCGUCAGAGGAAGAUGAAGAAACUGAAAGGCGAUGGAAUUGAAGAUACUGCAGAGCUGCCAGAGCAGAAUGAAGAUGAAGAGAUUAAGGAAUUGAUAUCCACAGCAGCAGAACCAGAGGUAAUGCAGAACGAAGCUACCUGCCUGAGAAAUAAGGUGGAGGUUGUAACACAGGAGCGGAAGGACACAAAACCUGGCAUACCUCACAUCAGGGAAUGGGACAGAGGAAAAGAGCAACUAUUCGGACACUGGUCCAGGAAUUGCCUGGAUCCCAGGGAUGAGAGGCCAUCAGAGUUUGCACCCCCUUCAGAGUAUUAUAGUGAUCUCAAGAGGUCAAAUAACUACGGAGGCUGGAAGAAGGGCCAACCCAGAUAUUCCUAUCAGCAGACUGAACAAACUAGAGGACAGCAGUACACAAAUGUGGGGAAGUCUCAAGCAAAUUUGGAACAGGAUCAAUCUGCAAGAUUAAACUCCCUGGAUGAUAUGCUGUCUUAUUACAAACAUUCAACCUAAGCAGUGAUAAGCUGCAGGACAAGGCAACAUGAAAGGACCAUUCUACCCUUAUCCUAGCUGUCACAGGUUGCAGAUCAGAUUAAAAACCUUCUCCAUGUA
This is a messenger RNA of Carcharodon carcharias (great white shark), 1597 nucleotides long. It is a transcript of the gene ccdc174, whose product is annotated as coiled-coil domain containing 174. The record is from RefSeq and is a predicted model, not a curated record. Bases 98 to 1498 code for a protein of 466 amino acids. The transcript has 11 exons. Gene Ontology annotation, cellular component: nucleus. Lineage: Eukaryota; Metazoa; Chordata; Chondrichthyes; Lamniformes; Lamnidae.